This is a messenger RNA of Spirometra erinaceieuropaei, 258 nucleotides long. The record is from the annotation of a GenBank genome assembly. NCBI's taxonomy places the organism in Eukaryota, Metazoa, Platyhelminthes, Cestoda, Diphyllobothriidea, Diphyllobothriidae.
AUGGAUGACGAGCGACUACCCAAACGACUCUUCUACGGAGACGUCGCGACGGGUUCUCGCCGCCAAGGAAGCCAAAUUCGCCGUUACAAGGAUACCCUGAAGUCCUACCUGAAGCGUCUGCAAAUCAACCGGACCAACUGGGAAGAGCUCGCCCGCGAUCGUCCAACAUGGAGGAGAACAGCGAAGACGGGCGCUGCUAUCUAUGAAGCCAAUCGCAUAGCCGCCACCAAAGUGAAACGCGAAGGCCGCAAAUCAUAA